UUAAACAACUAAACUAUCAUGCUUUGAAUAACACGUAAAAGUCAGCUACUACAAGCUUAUAUAGCUCAACCUAUAUAGUAUAUGUGGUGUGUAUCUGUAUCCCUCACUUCUACAUUCUAACAUUUCUCUCAAAAUUUUCUAACUUGAUAUACAAAAAUAUAUUCGAAUAUUCAUUCUUUUUCUUAUAAAUAUUAUGAUAGCAAUGAAAAGAAGCAGAGAAGAAGAUAGGCAAGUGGAAGCAGAAGCCAUGGCUAACUGCGCCUUGAUGCUUUUAUCUCGUUUAAACAAUAACAAUACGACUUCAACAGAUGGAGAUUAUCUGAUUUCUUCAGAUUGUUACCAUGGUUUCGAAUGUAAGACUUGCAAUAAACGCUUCCCAUCUUUCCAAGCUCUUGGCGGCCACCGUGCAAGUCAUAAACGGCCAAGAUUACUCGCCGGAGCCGGAGAGUUUCUUAUGCAAGCCAAAAAGAAUAAAAUGCAUGAAUGUUCUAUUUGUGGUAUGGAGUUUUCUUUGGGUCAAGCUUUAGGUGGACACAUGAGACGUCAUCAGAAAACGCCGUCGUUGGUUGCCGGAAAGACAAUGACACCGAUGUUGAAGAAGUCAAAUAGCAGCAAGAGAAUUUUCUGCGGCUUGGACUUGAACUUAUCCCCUGAUGAAAAUGUUGAGUUGAAGUUAUGGCCAACGACACCGGUUUCAUCUCCUGUUUUGCGAUGUUUUAUUUAG
Molecule: messenger RNA, 724 nt
Organism: Nicotiana attenuata
Lineage: Eukaryota; Viridiplantae; Streptophyta; Magnoliopsida; Solanales; Solanaceae
Product: zinc finger protein ZAT12-like
Exons: 2
Coding region: 194-724 (176 amino acids)
Source: RefSeq, a predicted model, not a curated record